UGUUCUCUGGUUCCCCUUUGUCCCCCCACUCCCCGCCCAGGCCUGGCCUGCCUGCCUGGCUGCUCUCCCCUCCUCAGCCUGGCUGGCAGGAGCCUGGGACUCUGCCUGUGGAGCUAGGGCCUGCAGACCCACCGGCUUAGGAGCACCCCUCAAGCUCAGGGUCACCGUGGAGGCACCAGGCCACCAUGCUCAGCCUCAAGCUGCCCCAACUCCUGCAAGUCCACCAGGUCCCCCGGGUGUUCUGGGAAGAUGGCAUCAUGUCUGGCUACCGCCACCCCACCAGUUCAGCCUUGGACUGUGUCCUCAGCUCCUUCCAGAUGACCAACGAGACGGUCAACAUCUGGACUCACUUCCUACCCACCUGGUACUUCCUGUGGCGCCUCCUGGCACUGGCCGGUGGCCCGGCCUUCCGCGAGGAGCCCUACCACUGGCCGCUGCUCAUCUUCCUGCUGCCUGCCUGUCUCUACCCCUUCGCUUCGUGCUGUGCGCACACCUUCAGCUCCAUGUCGCCGCGCGCACGGCACAUCUGCUACUUCCUGGACUACGGCGCGCUCAGCCUGUACAGCCUGGGCUGCGCCUUCCCCUAUGCCGCCUACUCCAUGCCGGCCUCCUGGCUGCACAGCCGCCUGCACCAGCUCUUUGUGCCCACCGCCGCACUCAAUUCCUUCCUGUGUACCAGCCUCUCCUGCUACUCCCGGUUCCCCGAGCUCGAGAGUCCUGGGCUCAGUAAGGCCCUCCGCACUGCAGCCUUCGCCUACCCUUUCCUGUUCGACAACCUCCCGCUGUUCUAUCGACUCGGGCUGUGCUGGGGCCGGGGCCAUGACUGUGGGCAGGAGGUGCUGAGCUCCAGUCAUAUCUACCACCUCUUCUGCGCACUGCUCACUGGUUUCCUCUUCACUUCCCACCUCCCUGAGCGCCUGGCACCAGGACGCUUUGACUACAUUGGCCACAGCCACCAGCUGUUCCAUAUCUGUGCUGUGCUGGGCACCCACUUCCAGUUGGAGGCCGUGCUGGCUGACAUGGGGUCACGGCGAGCCUGGCUGGCUAUGCAGGAACCCACCCUAGGCCUGGUGGGCAUGGUGGUUACUGUCAGCCUGGCAGUAGCUGGGAACCUACUCAUUGUUGCCAUCUUCACAGCCUCCCUGCUUUGGGCCCCUGGGUCCUGCCCCUUGUUGCAGGGUGGCCCAACAGAGGGGGGCACCAGGGCCAAACAACAGUGA
This is a messenger RNA of Elephantulus edwardii (Cape elephant shrew), 1220 nucleotides long. RefSeq names its product progestin and adipoQ receptor family member VI (gene PAQR6). Bases 186 to 1220 code for a protein of 344 amino acids. Lineage: Eukaryota; Metazoa; Chordata; Mammalia; Macroscelidea; Macroscelididae. Gene Ontology annotation, molecular function: signaling receptor activity. The record is from RefSeq and is a predicted model, not a curated record. The transcript is spliced from 8 exons. Gene Ontology annotation, cellular component: membrane.